CCGCAAUCGUGGCCUCCGAUAUCGACGCGUGACGAUGCAUUGCGUAUUGCGGUGGAUGCUUACUUUGCGUUGGCCAAAUUGAGACCUUGCACAGAGACGUGGAACGAUCUGGGAUUGGGUUUGCUGCGAAGAGCGCAACUGAAGAACGCUGAUAAAGCGUUGGCUAAAAGAGCAGUGGUUUGUUUCAAACGUGCCCUAUCAAUGUGCAGUCAUAAAUCAACUCAGUGCUCACUAUGGAUCAGUAUCGCCCAAGCCACCCUCUUAAUUGGAUCCAAACUGACAGCACUACAUUGCAUUAAAGUUGCGUUGUUGAUCAAUGCGAACAAUUCAGUCGCAUGGUCAUUGCUGGCCAUCUUGUUGCUCAUCUGUAAAAAGGUUUUUUCUUUCGCUUCAAUUCGUUGA
Anisakis simplex (herring worm) is the source of this 402-nucleotide messenger RNA. The record is from the annotation of a GenBank genome assembly. NCBI's taxonomy places the organism in Eukaryota, Metazoa, Nematoda, Chromadorea, Rhabditida, Anisakidae.